Molecule: messenger RNA, 4543 nt
Organism: Vespula vulgaris
Lineage: Eukaryota; Metazoa; Arthropoda; Insecta; Hymenoptera; Vespidae
Exons: 6
Coding region: 1175-1966 (263 amino acids)
Source: RefSeq, a predicted model, not a curated record
CGCACGUCUGAGUCGACACACGUAAGUUUAGUGCGCGCGAGUGCAGCGCUCUUUUGACUUUUAACUUUACUAACCGUUUUAAAUAUACGUAUAUACGUAUAUGUAAUAUGUAACGUACAUAGGUUAAGUCGUAUACGCGUGUAAUAAAAAGCGAAAAGAAUCGAAGAAAAAGAGACAUGAUGGUUUUCGAUCCUUAACGGUAUUUCGAAGGGUUUCUUUUAUCUUUCAUAAUGAGGAAAAAAAACAUAAUUUUCAAUUUGUAAUGAGCGUAACGAUCGAACGAAAAUAUUUGUUAAGUGUAAGAUUGUGAAGAAGAAGAAAAAGAAGAAGAGGAAGGAGGUGUGCGCGCUUACGAGCGCGAGAAUAUCGAAGGACCUCGACUCGGGUACGGAAGGCGAUACAAAAAAGCAAGUUCACCGCGAUAUCGUGCCGAAGGUGACUGAGGGAAGUGUUCUUGAAACGAAAUAAACCUCUUUCCCCGUCUACGUAGACAUACGUAUAUACAUAUAUACUUCUCCCUCUUUUCUUUCGGUCCAGGAAUGAAAGGAUAUUAUCAUACGUUCGGUAAAAAGAAAAUCGAGAAAAUCUCGGCGUACACGAACGAUCGCGUAGUUUGAUCGGAAAUUUCUCAAAAAAUCGACCAUGCCUUUGCUUCUUCCGCGUAACGCGAAUUCGUCGACGAGAAAACGUUCGCGACGUAGAAGUUUAUCUGCGAGGCACCUCAGCUUCGCGGAGGAUCGUGAAGAAGGAUAAACAAAGAAAAAAUCGUACAAUCUUUAUAUAAUAAAAUAUCUUGCAACAUUAGUCUUUGAGGUAAUACGAUUUUUUUCGAAGUACGAAGUAAACGGUAGUGAAAGUUAUUUAUUUACCAAACGAACGCUUUUUUCUUCUAUCGAGUUUGGUCGAGUGUUAAUUUUUUAAAGAAGAAGAAGAAGAAGAAGAAGCAGAAGAAGAAGAAGAAGAAGAAGAAGAAGAAGAAGAAGAAGAAGAAGAAGAGGAAGAAGAGGAAGCAGAAGCAGAAGAAGAAGAAGAAGAGGUGUGUGGAGGUUAGCGGCUCGCAAGACUGAAUAACCGUGGACCGAACCGGUCGGUUCCAUUCGGUCCUGUUCAGUCGUUUCGUCAACGACGAACAAGAAGGAGAGGGAGAAAAGGAAGAAGAAGAAAAAGAAGGACGAUGAGCGUUAGGAUCGUCGUAAGCGUGACGGAAAUCGCGGAAAUGAACCCCAAGGAUCGUUACGUCGUCGAAGGGAUCGCACUUUCCACCGAGGAUGUGAGAGAUGACGGGACACAAGACCACGAAAAAGAGCCCGAUUCCUUUGAAUUAUUGUCGCCUGUCGAUCAGCCGGUCGACAGCGUUUAUAUGAUAUGUGGCGUGCUAAUAGCUAUGGUAUUGGUCGGUGUUAUCAUCGUCCUACUUGCUGUAACAAUCAGCAAACUACGGAAAAGGGAGGAGCAUCAUUCAAAUGUCGUUCAUCCCGAGAAUGCCACUGUUGUACAAACGGCAACGGUCUCGGCAUCCUCAGCAACGAUUUCAACGAUCGUCUCUUCGCCGCCAUCGUCUCAGCUGGGCAACGAGCGAUGCUUGGCACAGGUGACCACCGGCGAUGGUACUUCCCCUCCUUCCCCCACCGCCGUAACAACGGUCACCACCGCCACCACCACCACCACCACAACCACUGCUACGAGCAUCGAGCACGACGGUGCUUAUCCGAUCGCCAGCACGCAGGACCAAUUCGUCUGGCAGUUCCCGCCGCCUUACCCGCCACAGCAAUAUACAUUGUCCUAUAACGAUCAGGAUGCUCUUGUACACACGCUACCAGCGGGCGGUAGGCCGGGAUUUGCAAAAGGCUUUCGCAAAAACUUUGGUGGACAUUGGCGUCGUUUAGUCAAGAGGAAACCAGAAACCGAGACUUGUGCCAUUCCACCGGAACUUAAGGAUCAGCUAAAAACGAUAUACGUUUAUUGACCGACCGUACAGAUGAUACCAAAUCGUACCUCCAUUUUAUCGUUGACCUUCCAAUCUGAUAAAAAACAAACGCUUUUUUCGUAUCAUAAUUCAUAAGAUACAUCGUUAUAUCGAUUAAUAACAUUAAGGGAUCGAAUUUGAAAGAUUGUUUAACGAAGCAAGAUAGAAAGGAAUAAAAAAAUAUGAGGGGAAGAGAAAAAAAGGGAAGUCAAGAACAACAAACGCGGGACGGGUCAAAAAGUUACUUCUCAUCGAUUACUCAUUUUCAGGCUUGUAGUUAGGCUUAUAAUUUUACAAGCUAGACUUGUAGUUUUACGAUAUGAAGAAACAAAUUUGCCUAAACAGUUUCGAAACAAGGGUAAUUGAUUUUUAAUAUCAUGUAGAAAUUUUUGGCCCAACUCGCGUAAAUGAAUCAUCGAGCGAGGGAUGACCUUUCUUGCUAGUCCAAGUUAGAUAUUUUGAGAUAAUAAAAAAAAAAGGAAUUAGAAUUAUUGUUGUGAAAUUAUCAACAAAACAAUGAAAUGUUUAAAUUAAAUAGAAACAUAUCAAAAAAAAAAAAAGUGCCCGGAAAAAAUAUCUCUAGGACGUAAAGCUACUAUUCGAGUUUGAAAGUCGUGGAAAUUUGAAAGCGUAAUACACAGUAGACCAUCUGUCUCCAUUCACCGAAAUGUGCCUUUUUUUAAAUCCCGCUCUCGAUCUUUUUGUCCACUAAACAUCAUCUCGUAUACACAUAAUUGUCUUCCCAUCGUUCGAGGAAUCGCUGAAACUUCUGGACUCUACAUUAAGCGUAAAUAUCAGGAUAAAGAGCUUCGUUAAGCGAUGUAAAAGAAUUUUUAUGAGACUGAAAAAAACGUUAAAAGAGCUACGACAAAACGAGUUACAUCGUAGCUUUUUUCUGUCUGUGUAUGUAUUUUACUAUUGAUCUAUAAUAGUAAGAGAGAAAGAAAGAGUCACUCAACUAAGAAUCACUUUCACGACGCACUAGUAUUAACGUUAUUACCUGAGAAAUAUAUCUAAUGUCUAAUAUGUAAAAAAGAAAAAAAAAUAAUAUGAUGAGCGGAGCUAUAUAUCAGAAGUGAAAGAAAAUAUAAGAAAAGGAAAGAAGAAUAAAUCUCCUAAAAGCGUUUUCUGCUUCUCUCGCACGUGUCUCUUCGAAAAAAAAGAAAAAAAAAUCAGAAAAAAAGAGGAAAAAAAAAGAAAAAAAAAUAAGCUCUGUCAUUAAUGUAAAUACUAGACGUAUGUAGUUUUUAAAUAACGAUGGCGUAACCUAACGAUUUUGAAGCUGCGACCAUAUUGACGUAUCAAAUGUCCUCAAUAUCGUACGACUAAUUCCAAUGAUUUUUUCUAAUCACAAAUUUCGGUUUCUCUAACUAAUUUUGUUAUAACUAUUCAAUACGAAAUGAUCCAAUUGAUUAUAUAUAAAAUAUGUAAUGUCAAUGUGACAAAUGGUUUAGUCGUACGUUCAUUAUUGUCGAUCUUGUUGCUCAUCUAUGCGCUAUUUGGUAUAUAGAAAAUAGAAUGAAAGGGAAUAAUCAGAACGAAAUUGUAAUUUAAUAGAGAGAUAGACAGAUGUACUCUAUAUCUUUAUUAUUCUACUCCCUUUCUUUCUUUGACGAACACAAUACCAUGAAUAAGCGUGUAGUAUUUCGUAGCAAACUUAGACCAAUUUAAGAGAUCUUUAAUAAUUACAUUUACGACUCAUAUUGAGUCUGCACUACUUGCUAAACUACUACGGUAUUUCAAUUGCGUAUUAUUGUAAUUAAGUUGUACAGCAACGCAAAGCUUCGCUAAAUAUCCGAAAACGUUGUUGUCUUGCCCUUUACAUAUAAAGAAAAAAAAAAAAAGAAAAGAAAAAGAAAAAAAAAGAACAUUCGUUUCUCUGGAACUACUUCGACUGCUCAUUUGUUUCUUUGCCAAAUUGUAAAAUUGUAAAUGUGGCUUCUCGACGAGACAUUGAACGAUCUUUCUUUUGGCGUAUGCUGUUGGUAUAUAUGCUGCUGUUUCUAUGUGCGUAUGCAUGUCAUAUGGGUGCAUGUGUGUGUGUAUGCAAAUGUGCGAUUGGAAGCAUGGAACAAAAAGUAAUACUUAAGGAAGAGGUGAAAAUGUUAAAUUUGGUAACUGUAUAUUGGUGACUAUAUUAGUCAUGUGAAAACACAACAAAUGAAUGAAAAGAAACAAAAGGAUAUAAAGAAAAGCCUCUAUCUAACCAACGUUCCUGCUGCAGCCGAAACUAUGAAAAGAAAUUUGUAUUAUGAUAUUUUAGAACACGACGACUGUAGCGUAAAUAAUAGCAUCAUAAUGCUUUCGCGCGGCACGGAUUAUUCUAACGAUACGAAUUUAUUCAAGUGCCUACGUCAUAUAUAUAUAUAUACACACACAUAUAUAUAUAUAUAUCUGUACAGUAAAAAAAAAAAAACAUGUAAAAGCGAAAUUAUAGGAAGGAGCUGCGCUCCCACCACCUAGUCACUUUUAAAAAUACCAUCGAAACGUAUCCCUACGAAUUUUUAGUACAGCUUCGAGUUUCCCUUUGACUAUCUAUCUAAAUACGAUAAUAUUAAAUAAAAGAUUUUAAACGAU